Cryptotermes secundus is the source of this 4229-nucleotide messenger RNA. It is a transcript of the gene Uev1A, whose product is annotated as ubiquitin-conjugating enzyme E2 variant 2. The record is from RefSeq and is a predicted model, not a curated record. Gene Ontology annotation, biological process: protein K63-linked ubiquitination; DNA damage tolerance. The transcript has 4 exons. Gene Ontology annotation, cellular component: nucleus. Bases 241 to 675 code for a protein of 144 amino acids. Lineage: Eukaryota; Metazoa; Arthropoda; Insecta; Blattodea; Kalotermitidae.
AAACGCAGUCCAACGGACAAAGUUUACGUUGGUAUUUUGUACAUCAGGAGGUUUCACGCGCAAAAUCGGAGUGAUAUAGUGGUUUAGAAAGUUAUUAUAUCUGUUACAAAUUUAGGACUACAGGCUGUCCAUAACGCUAUAGAAAUAUAUAUUUAUUUGCUUAAAUACAAUUUUUGUUUUGUUUACGUACCGGUUUCGAAUUUAACCUCGCUUUCUGGGCGUUAGGUUCGACGUAUUAACAUGGCGACAUCCACAGGCGGUGUGGUUGUUCCACGUAACUUCCGCCUGCUUGAAGAAUUGGAGCAGGGACAGAAGGGUGUUGGUGAUGGAACUAUAAGCUGGGGACUUGAAAAUGAUGAUGACAUGACUCUUACGCAUUGGACUGGAAUGAUAAUUGGACCCCCUAGGACACCUUAUGAAAACAGAAUGUACAGUCUAAAGAUUGAAUGUGGGCAACGAUAUCCGGACGAAAGCCCAAGUGCAAAGUUUAUUUCUAGGAUCAAUAUGAAUUGUGUCAACACUACCAACGGCAUGGUUGAUAAUAGAGCUGUUCCAGUACUGGCAAGAUGGCAGCGUGAUUAUACAAUUAAGACUGUAUUACAAGAGCUACGAAGGAUUAUGACAUUGAAAGAGAAUAUGAAACUUUCUCAGCCACCAGAGGGCAGUUCGUUUUAGCAAUGAAGCAUCAACUCUCUGAGCAGUUUGUCCACACCUCUGUCUCAGGAACCAGGGGUUAAUGAAUAUUCACUUCAGUCUUAUUAAGAGUGAUGUGUUGGAUUCCUCUUAAAAUAAAAGAUUAAGAAAAAUUAUAAAUGCAGCCAUACUUUGGAAUGAUGUUUUCAUAUGAGUAGCCUUGUGAGCACUGCACUUAUAUUCAUAGUAGGUAACAUUGAUCAUAUCCAGAGAGGUACAAUUAACAUUACUUGCACUGAAGUUGUAUUAAUUUUCAAAGCAGUUAUUUACUACCAACUGACAGUAAUCAUAUGAAUGUGAGGAAAGAAAAAUUGUAACCAUAAGACUACAUCAUUCAUUAUUAUGGUAAUUCUUGUAAGAAAAUAUGUACUGGAUUGGAAUUGUUCAUUUUAUACGUUCACAUGAACAUUGAAUUCCUCAAAUUGUGAUCAAGUUAUGAUUUUGAAUAGAACUUAACAAAUGCCAGUUAUGUUGAAUGUGGUGUGUUGAAGUUUGUAAAGCUUGUAAAUUCAUGAAUAAUGUUAUUUCUAAUCUCUCUGGAUAUGACUGGAAUAUGAGAAUUUCUCACACAUUGAAAAUACAUCAAUAUCAUAUGUUUGGAUUUUGUAAAAUUUCCUUUACCAUGUUUCUCAUACCCAGAAGUGAAUGCCAUUUGUCAGUCUAUGUAUAAAGAAAACAUUCUGAUGAGAAAGUAUUCAGACAGCUUGUUUUGAGUUAAUUUCUCUUAGUGUGUCAGAUGUUCAUGACUGAAUGGGAAGAUAUUAGAAUUCCUUUUCAUUGAUCUUAAUGAAGGGCAGUAAUCAAGUGAGUUUUGUUAAUAACUUAAUCAUAAUCCUUUUUUUAAGUAGGGGUGAAGUGAAACAUAAAGGAGGCAACUUUACUUCUGCAACUGAUGUGUGACAACAUUUUUAAAGCAAGGGUGUUGUUAUUUGCACCAGUAAUUAUUAAUGAUUGUUAAAUGCUGGCAAAUUCUUUCAUUAGCUAUGUGACCCUUUAUGUGUUAUGCAUGGAUAUUUCAUAUUUACUUCAGCCAAGUUAUUUUGAUUUUGGCAGGAGCUAAGCACUAUUAAGGGUUCAUACUUAACCAGCACUGGUGCAAGAAAGUAACCAUAGCAGAUAACAGUUUAUUAAAUUCUUUGUCAAAGUUAAUGGUUCAAAUAGACAGGGGAGUGUAUAAUACUAGGAGAUGUAAUCAGUCACUUUUAAUCUCAUUGUUGGUAUAUGAGAAUAUAAUAAUUUAGAAUAAGAAGUGAACUUUAGGUCUCAAAGAAAUGUGCUGACAUUAAUGGCACAGUUUUAACAGCUGUCAAUGAUUACUUUCCUUUCCCUUCCAGCAGAUGAGAGAUGUGUUUCCAAUUUGGACUGCUAGUGUGGAAGAUCAUGGAGGAUCAAUUCUUGCAUGGAAAUUCACAAGUUUUGUUUUAUUAUUAUUAUAUAUAUAUUUUUUUUUGCUGUUGAUGAACACUUAUUUGAAUGUAGCCAAAAUGGAGUCCAGCUUUUGGUUCUGCCUUGUGUGCAGAGAUGGGUAUGCAUGUGUCUGAAAUUCCAGUCUACAAGUACUGUUAUGCUACUCCUGUAUUUUCUCCUUACCCAUGGGUGUUUUUUUAAAUGUGUAAAGGAGAAUGAAUGAAUGAGUGAAUGAAGGCGUUACCUCUGUGUACCACAAAGGGAAUAAGUUCACCUUGUCUUUGUGCUUAUUUGUAGGCUUUUUUCCAUUUUUGGCAGGGUUAGUGUAAUUUUAUUGCAUCAUUUUAUUAUAGGCAGGGUUCUGAUAUUUAUUUGAUAAUUCCACAAUUCUUGGCUCAGUGAAAAUAUUGUAUAAUGUAAUGUGGAUAUGUGGGAGUAACUAAUUUAGGCUGGCAUUUGUCCCUCUUCAAAACUGACUAAUUUUACAGGCAUGUAAAAAUAGUUCUAGUUGAGCAUAAAACAUUUUUCAUAAAGUGCAAGAUAAAUGCUUGUAAGUUGUAUUGAGGAGCAUUCUUGAAUGUGAAUGUUAUGCAGUUGAUAUUAAACUGUAAAGGGGAAACAAAUUACUUUGAUUGCCCCUCUGUGUACAAUUUAAAAGGUGACUAAGUUGCAUUAUUUUAUUUCAGGCACAUAGUCAAAACUUCUACUGCCAAUUUUUUAUUCUUUUACUGAACAGAUGUAUGAGAGUAAUUCAGAUGAAAACAGUUGUAUAGAAUGUCUGUAUUCCUUUUGUAUUUUUUUUUCUUCGCCCUUCACAUAUCCAACUAUUCACUAGUGCUAUGAUGCCAUUGCAGAAGCUUUUGUUGGUUGGUCACAUAACCAGUUUUGCACUGCACACUAUUCUUGUCAGUUCAAAAGUGGAUUUGACUGAGUGCCAGUUUUAAGGGUCCAAACAGGUAAUUAUUAUAUGUUGCAAGGUGUGGUGAGUGCUGUAGAUAUGGGAGGAUUUUUGUGGACAGUGACUGUUGCAGCUGCGCCUGUGAGGAUACAGAAGUGCAUUUUCUUGUUGUAAUUUUUUCCUAAUGACUAGUUUCAGACUGUACUUCACUAACUUGUGAUGCAUUUUGCUAUUUAUUGUGGAUCCCUUCUGUGAAAAAUUUGUUGCUGUGAUAAUCUUCAUGUCCCACAAAACAGCUGAAGGCGCUAUUUAGAAUUUUUUGGUUUUUGGCUAGCUUAUUUGAUUUCAGGCUGGACUGAUUGGUUACUUUUAAGAGUUCAUCAAGAAAAUUGUCACCUUCUGCUUCAUUUUUCAUUUCAACUGACAUGGUACUUGAAAUUCAUACACUUUGUUUAGUUCCAGCUCCUAAUGGACACACUUCUGAUCCAAGGGAAUAUCUGUAGUGUCACAGAGAAGUUGUUGAAAGUUUUUGCUAAUUAAAUGUUCUGUAAGGAGUGAUGACAUGUGUACUUGGCCUAGUUAUCGAGCACAAUUCAGCUUCUGCAAGCAAUCUUUAAACAAUCUUCAGAUAGGCAUGUUACUAUAAUAUGGCCUUAUUCUGUCACAAAUAUUUAUUCAAUUGACUCCUUGGACUGCAAGAAUUUAAAUACCAUGCAUUUCUAGCUCACUGCAUGGUUCCACACACACACACACACCACCAUUUUGGAACUGUUGACUGUGUUCACACUUGUGUUGGCCAUAGUAUUAUGUGUGCUGGCAUUCCAGGUCACUAUCUUCCUCCCCCCCCUCCUCAAAAGUCCGUGUGGGUUGAAAGUGUUUCAGCAUUAUAGUUGUUUUCAUUUGAAUAACUCUCAUACAUUUGUCAGCAUCAGUUGCUGUCUGGUAAUUGAUGGGCUAUAAUAUUGAGAAUAUUGGAGCAGGUCAUUCAUACUUCCUUUCUUAAAUUGAGGAAUAAAUCACUGUUAUUGCGUUGGGAAGUUUUCAUGACAUACGUACUGUUAAAUUUUUCAUUUGCAUUGAUUUCAUAGUUUUUUUUCCCACAGUCAGUGUAAAAUUUGCAUGGAGAUAAAACAUAAUGCUGAUUAGCAUAUUGUCAUACAAUUUAUAUUACCUCUCCAAAAUUGUGACAACAUUCUGGAUGAAUAAAAAGUCAUAAAGCUUAAAAAACGUG